AUGCCUUCAUUGCGUUAUGUUUUGAGGCUAUUCCGCACGGCAUUGUGGGACCUCUGCUUCCCGGAUGAAGUCACGUUGUACAUUGAUCCCAUUAUUCGUUUUAUCUUUACGGUUUACCAUCUUCCCCCAAUUGCACUUGUCUUGGCGAUCACACACAGUGAACUUGAGCGUAUUGUCUGGGUGCUUAUCGUCCCCGUUGCGCAGGAGAUGGAAAAACAACCGUAUGAUUCUUCACGUAUGACGACGUUUAUACUUGGAAUAUAUCAUAUUUUUCUUCAAAUUUUACCCUACGCGACGCUGGGAGUGGCUGUUGCUACAUUUGGCCAUAAAGUUCUUCACUGUUUUUUGGAGGCGAUGGUGGAUGCACAUUCUACACACCACGGCAAGGAUUAUCCGCUGCUUGCGACCAGACUAAGAUUUAUCAUGGAAUACAGGCAAAGGUAUUAUGUCUUUCUUGUUAUCAUGUUUCUCCUUGUCACAGUGGUGCUCUCAGGAUUGCAUACCAGCCUUUUUGUGGCAUGGCCGGCACGUGAGCCGUGGACAGUUAGUAGUGCAUGGUGCAUCAUUGCUAUGCAAACCAUCUUUGUAAUAGGCUCUGGACUCAGUCACAAGGCGUUACCUCCUCAUCCGUUUCAUUGGCGACGCAUUAUGGGGAUUGGAGACGGCAAACUUGCCAAGUUUUUUUGUGAUACUUGGUGGAAAUCGUACGUGCAUUAUAUGCGUUACAUUGCAAUUGAAAUGGCUGUCUUACUUGCCUCUAUAACCCUCUUCUUUCGUGGCCCUCUGUACGUUCUUUCAUCCUUGGUGGAGCUUGUUAUGUAUUUAAAUAUGCCCCAUCUUGUGGGGCACACAGUGAUGUCCAUGUCAACUGCCAUUAUUAAUAUGCAACGUUCAUUGCAUUGGUUAAAACGGCAUUCUGACGCCACUCUUCCUGUCAUGCUUCUUACCUCUCCGUGUCAAUUGUCAUUGGUUCAAGCGAUUUAUUACUUUCGUAAUCAUCAUUUGACAGUUGCAUUACUUAUUGGGGUAAAUGUUAUUCUUAUUGCACGUGUAAUUGAUCUAGUACGGGAGUUUGAUGUGUCAGAGGCGGGAUCUGUGCAUUGGAAAUACGUAGGUAAGGAUGGUCUUAUUCCCCCACAGCUUUCUACUCUCUUGGAAGAUGUAUAUGAAACUAAACUGCCUCAGUUGGAAGUGGUAACACUUGAUCUAUUGAUAGAUAUCAAAGACAUGAAACUCCACCGUGAUGAGGAGUUGGUGGACCUUGAACGAAAGCAGAUUGUUGAAUAUGGAAGUGCUCAGAGUUUUCUUUACAAUGGCCGUUUCUACGCCUAUACCGUUCCUCGAUUAAUUUCUGCACAAAGUUCUGGGCUCUUUGGUGGAGUGCAGUUUCGCAGAGUGUAUGUUUUGCUUCGCAUGAUUACAAGUUGUUGUUUGCUGGCCUUUGCAGCCCUUGUGUGUGGUCUGCUUUUUCAAGCGGCCUUUCCACAGCUUCGCCCGUGGCCGGUUCGCGUCCACGCCUCAGAGGAUGGCAGUGCAUUGACAGUGGACCACAUUGUGGUACGUAUGCACUUUCUUUCCAGUCAAGCUAAUGUGACACCAAAUUUGCCUCUUACAUCACCUGUUACAGCGUCUGCCUCUGCUGCAUUUGAAUGGAGGAAUACCACCUCCCUAGGUGAGGACUGGUACCCAUCAUUGUGUGCGAGGACUUUUUAUAACAUUUCAAUCUGGGAAAUCUCAUUGCUCGCGCUGACCUCGUAUCUCUUCAACGAUGAUGAGGUGAGUGAGAUGCUAAAUUUCAUGUCAAUGCAUAUGGGUAGCGACUGGGUUGUUCGCGAGCGUCACGGAACAGAUUGUAUCACGCUUGAUUCAUUCACAGAGCCUACAGGGUGGGAUGGAUAUUAUGAUUUUUAUAGUUCCAAACACGAUCUUUCUGUCAUUGCAAUUCGCGGAACUGACAUGACGUCAUUCCGAGAUUUUCUUAUUGAUGUAAAUGUUUUUUUUGAUGUUGUUCUCUACCAUCUACUUUCAAAUAUUGUUCCAGGAGCCGUCAUUCUGCCUUCAGAACUCAUUGCCGAUCUUAUUCGCUUGGCGUCUCUUCCCGCAACCACGAACCGAGAACAUGAGACAUGGAAAACUUUGACUGCCAGCCAAAACAAGGGUCCUCGCCUUUGUGAAACGAAUAACUACCGAAGAGAUUUUUUUGUUGACGUUUACAACCAUCUCGGAUUUGUGGGAAACCAGCCAAAUCCACCGAAACACGUUCUUCUUACAGGUCAUUCCUUGGGUGGUGCGGUUGCCUCCGUAAUUGGGUCGCGGAUGGGCAUUCACGCUGUCAGCUUCAGCGCUCCUGGUAUUUCCCUCUCACGCAAAAAGUUUGGUCUUGAACUCCAGAACAUUCAUCAUUUUGUGACAAGAGUCACUUCUUCACAUGACAUCUUCCCUAUGAUUGGGGGCACAGGGGGGGAGGAGCAUCAUGUUGAGUGCCUGGCAAAGACGCGGGAGCUUUGCCACGCUAUGGAAUUUCUCGUGGGAACUUUGUGGCGAUCAUGUGGCUCCAUUAGAGCACGUUACCCUUCGAUUCAGUCGGUUCUUUAG
This is a messenger RNA of Trypanosoma rangeli, 2595 nucleotides long. RefSeq lists its product as uncharacterized. Bases 1 to 2595 code for a protein of 864 amino acids. Gene Ontology annotation, biological process: lipid metabolic process. The record is from RefSeq and is a predicted model, not a curated record. The transcript has a single exon. NCBI's taxonomy places the organism in Eukaryota, Euglenozoa, Kinetoplastea, Trypanosomatida, Trypanosomatidae.